CGCGGGCGUGGCCGUCGGCCUCGUAGCGUCCGCCUCGGGAUCCGUAGCAGGUGGACCAGCGGCCUCUCUCAGGCGGUGGGAGAGGACCGUAGGUGACCCCUGACCCCGGCCGGGUCACGUGCGUCGGGCAGGUGUGACGGUCGCGCCGCAGGUGUUUUGUCCCCCAGCCCCUGGGGCCCCGGUUUGCAGAACGCGCCUGGGACGCUGCAGGCAUCUUGUUGCGAAUGUGCAGUUAGGACCCCGGACACUCACGUUUUAGACCCCGUGGCCGGGGGGUGACCACCGGGACGUUGGACAGCGACUUGGUGGAAGUCGGAGGCCUGACCAGGGAGGUGCGGCUCUUUCGAAGACAGACAAAAACAUCUUUGGAAGUUUCUCUGCUGGAAAAAUAUCCUUGCUCCAAGUUCAUCAUUGCUAUAGGAAAUAAUGCAGUAGCAUUUCUGUCAUCAUUUGUUAUGAACUCAGGAGCCUGGGAAGAAGUUGGUUGUGCUAAACUCUGGAAUGAAUGGUGUAGAACAACAGACACUACACAUCUGUCCCCUGCAAAGUCCUUCUGUAUGUUUUAUCAUCUAAAAUCGAAUCCUUCGGUUGUCCUCUGUCAGUGCAAUUGCUACGUUGCUGAAGAUCAGCAGUAUCAGUGGCUAGAAAAGGUCUUUGGUUCUUGUCCAAAGAAGAAUAUGCAAGUAAUUAUUCUCACGUGUCGACAUGUUACUGACUAUAAAACUUCAGAAUCUACCAGCAGCCUUCAUUCUCCUUUCCUGAAAGCCCUAAAAACACAGAAUUUCAAAGAGCCUCCAUGCUGUCCACUGCUUGAACAACCAAAUAUUGUACAUGAUCUUCCUGCAGCAGUUCUGAGUUACUGCCAAGUGUGGAAGAUCCCUGCAGUUCUGUACUUGUGUUACACUGAUGUGAUGAAGUUAGACCUGAUCACAGUGGAAGCUUUCAGGCCUGUCCUUUCUUCCAGAAGCUUGAAAGGUUUGGUUAAGAAUAUUCCCCAGAGCACAGAAAUAUUGAAGAAAUUGAUGACAACGAAUGAGAUUCAGAGUAACAUUUACACAUGAUUCCAAAGAUUGCUUUGUAUCAAGUGUGUUAUUACCUAUGCGUUCCUUCAAGGGAAGCAGCAGUAUGGUUUUGUUGGUUACUUUUUUUUCAGGGGGGUACUUUGGAGGUGUUCAAACAGAAUAAACUUAUUUUAAAUUCA
Nyctereutes procyonoides (raccoon dog) is the source of this 1201-nucleotide messenger RNA. It is a transcript of the gene PSMG1, whose product is annotated as proteasome assembly chaperone 1. Bases 456 to 1061 code for a protein of 201 amino acids. Gene Ontology annotation, molecular function: proteasome binding. NCBI's taxonomy places the organism in Eukaryota, Metazoa, Chordata, Mammalia, Carnivora, Canidae. Gene Ontology annotation, cellular component: endoplasmic reticulum. The record is from RefSeq and is a predicted model, not a curated record. The transcript has 7 exons. Gene Ontology annotation, biological process: proteasome core complex assembly.